Myxozyma melibiosi is the source of this 1256-nucleotide messenger RNA. RefSeq lists its product as uncharacterized. The record is from RefSeq and is a predicted model, not a curated record. Gene Ontology annotation, cellular component: SAM complex; cytoplasm. NCBI's taxonomy places the organism in Eukaryota, Fungi, Ascomycota, Lipomycetes, Lipomycetales, Lipomycetaceae. The coding region runs from base 56 to 1072 and encodes 338 amino acids. Gene Ontology annotation, biological process: mitochondrion organization. The transcript is spliced from 2 exons.
GUCUUCUUUCUACUCAAUCGAGAUAUAUACAGUCAACAACAACAGCAACAGCAGCAUGUACGAACUACACGUCUGGGGAAGGAUAGCAGAGCUGCCGUCCUUCGACGCAGACUGUCUCGCAGCAAUGCUCUAUCUCGAGCUCGCGGACGGGCCGACUGACGAAUACCUCGUCGUGCCGUCUUCGAAUCCACUCGUGUCUCCUGAUAUGCGUCUACCCGCGCUCCGGAAAGACGGCAAGAUAGUAGCCUCCGGCAUCCUCGAAGUCCUCCGCUUCCUCAAAUCCCAGGACGUCGUCCUCCCGACUCCCGAUCCCGCGCGCGACACCGUCCUCUCGACCUACGUCUCCGAAACCCUGCAACCGAUCUCGCUCUACAUCCAGCGCCUGCACGUCCUCCACUUCCAAUACAUCUUCCGCCCGGGCCUCUUCGCGCUGCUGCCUCCCUCGCUCGCCCGAUACGCCGCCUCGCUGUGGAUGAUGAACAACGCGAAGCACCGCAUCGCGCACGUCUACAACCUCGACCUUGCCGAGAACUCGCCCGACAACCUACGCCAGCAGCAACUCGGCGGCAGCGGAGCGGAGAACGCCGUCCCGGGGUUUUCGUUUUUCAAAAAACAGACGAUAAAGUACGCCGCCGUGAGCAAGGACGUGCCGCAGUCCGUCGUCGACCGCGUCAAGCAGGCCAUCGGCGGCGCGACUUCCUCCGUCGGCGUCGUGCGCGGCGGGUCUGAGGAGUUUGGCGCCGUGAUGCGCAUGCUGAGUGUCGCGACAGAAGGGUAUGCCCCGAUCGAGGACGCUCUCAGCGGCGGCGACCUGUUUUUGUUUGGCGACAGGCCUGGCACGGCUGAUGUGUUUCUGAUUGCGCAUUUGCUGGUGCAAACCGUGCCUUCGUACAGCGUGUCGUUUGUGAAUGCGGUUAUAGAUGAGAAAUUCCCGCGGAUAAAAAAGUACAUUGAGAACCAUCGGGAUCUGCUGAAAGAGCUGGACGAGGCGCUCGCGCUGCAGCAAGCAAAAGUUGAUCCGGCCGAUCAGUUGACUGUUGGAUCCAUCUUUCGGUAUUUCUCGGGUCUGUAGUGUACAAUAAAUCUUGUAAUCAUGCAAUCUCAUCUCAUCUUUUCUUUUACUUUAUUCUACAAUACAUAAUCCACCUCACCUCGCCACAGCUCCGCUCUCCGCCGCCGCCGCCGCCGCCGCCGACGGAUCCUGCCACCGCUUAUCCUCAUCGCCGCCGGCCCAAUUACGCUCAACAUACCCAAGC